CCUCAAAAAACCCACCAAUCAAAAUGAAGCUAGUAAUCCUCCUCAUUUCCGCAACGGCUCUCCUCGCCGCGAACGCCCGACCCGACCCGGAUUUCAACCCGAUCCGGCUCCGGAGCGAGGGUCGGGUCGGAGCCUUCGUCAACAACUGCGAGAGCUGGCGGUUGGCGUCGGAGGUGAACAAUUUCCGAAGCUGGAAGGUGGUCCCGGAGCAGUGCGUGGACUACGUGAAAAGCUACAUGACGGUGGAGGUCGGAAUCCAGACACAGUACGAAUACGACGUCGGCACGGUGGUGCUGGAGGCGAUUGAGUAUCUGAACACGGUGUCGCCGGCGAAGGGGAAGAAUGACACGUGGCUGUUCGAUCUAACCGACACGUUGCUCUCCAGUCUUCCGUACUAUAGCCGGCCCGGUGCCAAUUACGGGGGAAAUCCGUUCAAUGAAACGGCGUUCAACGAAUACAUUAAGGAAGGGAACUCACCGUUGGUGCCCAACGUUAACUAUUUGUACAAAGACGCGCAAGAGAAGGGGUUCAAAAUCGUCAUCCUCUCGGGGAUUAGCGAGGAUCUAAGACCCGUCGUAGAAGCCAAUUUGAAUAAAGUUGGAUUCGCAAAAUGGGAUAAGCUCAUCCUCAAGUACAAGCCGGGAAUGCCGACGAAGGAUUUCAAAGCAAGCGAGCGAGCACAACUUAAGAAAGACGGGUUCAAAGUGAUCGGGAAUGUUGGAGAUCAAUGGAGCGAUUUGCUAACGGGGACAAACGCCGGGAAGCGAGCAUUCAAGAUCCCAAAUGCUUUAUACUACUCGUAGUGAGACGACGGCGACGGCGGUGGCGGUUUCGAGCCGGACCGGCCACAUUCCGGUCGACCGGCCGGUUUGUGAUCUUUGUUGUUGAAGUGUUAAUUAUGUUAUGAUAUGAAUAAGGUGUAAGUGCAUGGACUGCAGGAUAAUAAAUUUCAGUGGAGCACGUGCCUGCCUAUUAACAAA
This is a messenger RNA of Andrographis paniculata, 980 nucleotides long. RefSeq names its product acid phosphatase 1-like. The transcript has 3 exons. NCBI's taxonomy places the organism in Eukaryota, Viridiplantae, Streptophyta, Magnoliopsida, Lamiales, Acanthaceae. Bases 24 to 803 code for a protein of 259 amino acids. The record is from RefSeq and is a predicted model, not a curated record.